Ambispora gerdemannii is the source of this 657-nucleotide messenger RNA. The record is from the annotation of a GenBank genome assembly. Lineage: Eukaryota; Fungi; Glomeromycota; Glomeromycetes; Archaeosporales; Ambisporaceae.
AUGUUCACUUUAUUUUUCCACUACGUCCCAACCUCUUUAACAAACUGGACUCCCGACCAUAUCCGCACAAUCUUCACCACACUCCUCAUCGCCGAACUGUCCCAUGCUCUCGCGCACAUCAAAGUGCUCCUGAGUCUUGACUGGAUAGGUGGCAGAUACACUGCGCCGGAACUCUGGUCGCGUUGGUACUACUUUGUCAUGGAUUUGAUGACGGUCGUCAUGUCUUUUGCAGCGAUUCAUCUUUACCUUGAAAAUCAUCGUUACGAGGACGCAAAAGUCAAAAAUCGAACGGUUGAAAUCAUGUUUUAUGUGACUAGGGUGUUUGCGUUGGGUCACUUUCUACUUCAUUUGUUUUAUAUUAGUGGAUGGUUUAAAGGAAGACGUGCAUGGUUGAAUCAGAUUAAACAGAAAGUUAAGGAGGCAAAGGAGAAAACUUCGAAUCAACAACAAGAUGGAGGAGAGAGUGUCGUAUUUGCAAAGUCAGUCUUUCUUGGUGCACCGUAUGUGGAGAAGGUAUUGAUUUGGUCGGCGGCUGACAGCUGGGAGGCCAAAAAAGCUUGCGAAUAUCAUUGGCGCCAAACUAUCGGAACUUCCUAUGAUAUCUUUGUUCAUUCAAUGAUGCUCGUUUGGCAUGGUUGGGUGUUGUCGUGUGUCUAA